AUGCCCCCUCAAACUGUCCAAGACCUCGCUCUUGCCAAGCAAGACCACCAAAAGGCGACUGCGAACAUGCGAGACGCCGAAACCAACUGGAAAAGACUGAAGGAGGAGGUGGACGUCCUUUUGGACAAGGUUUGGAGCUCAGAGAAGGAAUGCGCAGAGCUGGAAAAGGAACACAACCCUCGCUGGCAGGACAGUCAAACAGCACAGAUAUCAAGCCAGCUUUCUUUUCAUGGUGGUCCUCAAACUAUGUCACAAGGGCUAUCCUCCAAACCCAUCGCCCACCACACCGCCACCACGCUCACAUCGACAGAGGUCAUCCGAAGCCCUACCGACCUUCUCUCCUCGUCCAUCCUACAGCUCUACCAGGCCACCGCUUGGCCAGGAACAGCAUUAUCAGCGGGCGAGAUCUUCUUCAUUUCAUGGAUCAAACUUCCGACACCCUCCGCCUCCCCAGCCACCUUGGCAACAUCACCAGCGGCCGAUGGCAACUCCCCACCCCUUCGGGGCGAUGGAAACUUUCGAUUGGGUGUCUAUUCAUGUUUGCUAUGUUGCAAUUAA
Podospora bellae-mahoneyi is the source of this 558-nucleotide messenger RNA. RefSeq lists its product as uncharacterized. Lineage: Eukaryota; Fungi; Ascomycota; Sordariomycetes; Sordariales; Podosporaceae. The record is from RefSeq and is a predicted model, not a curated record. The transcript is spliced from 2 exons. Bases 1 to 558 code for a protein of 185 amino acids.